Messenger RNA from Drosophila rhopaloa, 1372 nucleotides. RefSeq lists its product as uncharacterized. The record is from RefSeq and is a predicted model, not a curated record. Gene Ontology annotation, molecular function: chitin binding. Lineage: Eukaryota; Metazoa; Arthropoda; Insecta; Diptera; Drosophilidae. Gene Ontology annotation, cellular component: extracellular region. The transcript is spliced from 3 exons. Bases 81 to 1301 code for a protein of 406 amino acids.
CAGUUCACAGGUCGUCGCGCGAAAAGGAUUAACACCGUAUUUGACUAGGAUAAACUCAUAAGCUCGGAAUCAUCUCCAGCAUGGUGCAAGUGCCCCUGCAACGCUGCCAGUGCGUUUUGGCAGUACUGGUGCUGCUCUGGAGCGGUGGCUUGGCCCAGUUGCAGGUCCAGGCUCAAAGUGGGUACAACUAUGGGCGUCCCGAGGUGGCCAAUGUGGGCGGAGCCACCGCUGGAGGUCGCUUGAGUACUGGUCCUUAUCCCACGGCCGCAGCCAUUCCACUGACCCCAGCUCCGGCUCCCACUGCGUACGGGGCCGGAUUGUUUCCCUCGCCCGCCGUUGGAUUCACUCCCAGUGGUCAGGCAACCACUGCUUUUGGAGCUCCUGCCAUUGUGGGAGCCAGUAACACGGUCAGUCAGCCGAGGAGACCUUCACCUGGCGGAAUACCCACCCCAUCAUCCCGCAGUGGACCUUAUGGACCGCAAACUUCCCAGUACGGGAGUACUCCAGGGGGCUCUGCCAUUCGGGUUCCGAGUGGAACUGGAGACAGUGGUGACUACAACGAUUCCGAAGGCGACUACUCGGCCAUUCCGGGUGUGGCCGGAGUGGAUUAUCCCGUAUACGCCCAGGUGCCGCGCACCAACUUCGACUGUGCACAACAGCCCUUGCCCGGAUACUAUGCGGAUAUCGAGGCUCAAUGCCAGGUGUUUCACAUCUGUGCCCUCAACCGGACGUACUCCUUCCUAUGCCCCAACGGCACGGUUUUCAGCCAGGAGACACUGGUCUGCGUGUGGUGGAACCAAUAUGACUGCGUCUCGGCACCCAGCUUAUAUGCGAAUAAUGCGUAUAUCUACGACUACUCUGCCGGAAGUGGCUCCAAUCUGGGAACGUCCAAUGCGAACAAUCCGUAUCGUCCGGCCGCAGCUUCCACGACAGCAUUUGGAGCACCUGUUGCCACGGCCGGAACCCUUCGGACUACUGGAGUGCCACAAGUGGCAGGCUAUAAUUCCGGCCGAGGUUCCUAUUCUUCCGCCACGCCCACACCAGCCGGCCAGAGUCAGAGCCCGUAUGGCGCAGGAGCCGUUCUUCGUCCCGCCAUCGUCCCGAGUUCCGGAGUCAAUCGGUUGCCGCCGUCUGGAGCUGCCGUCGGACUUCUGGCCACCGCUGCAGGUGCUCUUCCCGAGAAUGUGGUAUCUGGCUUCGGCCAGCAGCCCCAAUCUCAGUUGGUGGGAGGCGGAAACCGAGAGUAUCUACCACCGGCCAGCGUUGGGCAACAAAGGCAACGCGGAGGCCCCACCGCAUAGUUAUCGAACACUGGCUAACUCCUGGCUCCUGUACCCGGCUAUUUGGCACUAGACUUAGCGACCCUAGACUU